CCGACGGGCCUCCCUUCGUGGCGUCCUCGUUUGUGGUGCUCUCGGGGGCCGGGGGUGGAGAGUUAGGAGUCCCCAGGCCUCGGGGAAGCUCUUGGGGGGCGCCUGGACAGAGGCUAGGGGACCCAGCCCUCACGGUUGGUGGAUCGUUCCCGGCAUAGUGGCCAGGCUCCGGGGCUUACCCAAGGGACCAGGACAGGCUCCUGGUGUCGCCCGCCGCUGGCACUGAGCAGUGGGCGCCUUUGGGUGCUGCGAUCCUUCCUUCAGGUUUCAGUGGGAAUGGACGGACAGAUCUGAAGUUGAAAAUUCUUUUCACAACUCAUGUUCAACUAUGUGUGUUGUCAGAAUGCUCUUAAUGAGACACCAUCACUCAGUUUUAUUGGUUUUGUCGUAUUAGCCUCUGAAGUAGGCAAUUAUUGGUGUGAACAUACAUUUUAAAAAACAUCUGGAGUCAAGAGUGCACGAGUGUCAACUCAGUGCAAGUACUGUUGGUUAGCAUUAUGUCCUGAGGAUGAAAUCGGAGGACCAACAGGCCCAGGAGGCUUCACAGCGAACACCACGUGCCUCACGCCCAAAAGGACAGCAGACCACACUUCAGAACGGAACCGCCUUCUCCAUGUAAACUUUUGACGUAAACUGUGUGCUUCACGGUGGCCUCUUCUUCUCCGAGAGCCUCUCCUGCGUCCCGAGUUUGGGAGUGGCCCGGCCGUGCUCAGGCCCAGGCGGUGGAGGCCUCGGUGUAGUAGUGCCGUGCUUGUCGACGUUCCCAGGAGUACGGGUUCAGAAGCCCCCUCUCCGGUGGAUUGGCAGCUUCGCGGUAGCUGGGCUAGUCUUCGUCUGGAAACUCAGUAAAAACAGUCGGCGCUGUCCGCCUGAGCGCGGGUUUCCUACUGAGCUAGAGGCCAGCCUGCCUCAGGCGCAGAAGGGUUUGCCGCCGGCCUUGGUCAGGGCAAGCAGCUCCCUGGUGACGCCCAGAGCUGGGGUGUCCUGGGGCGCGGCAGGCGGAAAGGCACGCGCGGGCCAGGGGUGCAGUCAGCACAGAAUAUGGAAGAGAAUGGGAAUUUGUUUUCUGUAGCUGUAGCAUUAGUUGUGGUGAUAAGUAGCAGAAGAUGAGGUUGCAGGUAUCCUCAAAAGUAUUGCGUGCCAUUCCAAGGACCUUACCAUUUUUUCCUGCAGAUAACAAUAGGGUUUAUGUAUUUUAAUGAACAGAGAGACAUGAUAUGAUUUUUCUUUUUUUUUUUUACUUUUUUGAGAUAAGGUCUCACUGUGUCACCCAGGCUGAAAUGAAGUGGCACUCACCGCACUCCAUCAUGGCUCACUACAGCCUCGACUUCCCGGGCUCCAGCCAUCCUCCCACCUCAGCCUCACGAGUAGCUGGGACCACAGGUGUAAUGGAUAGGUAACAGAGAAGACCUCGUCCCUUCCUAGUCAGGGCAUCAGCAUGACUGAGUGCUUCCUGCCCCCCACCAGCAGCCCCAGUGAACACCGCAGGGUGGAGCAUGGCAGCGGGCUUACCCGGACCCCCAGCUCUGAAGAGAUCAGCCCUACUAAGUUUCCUGGAUUGUACCGCACUGGCGAGCCCUCACCUCCCCAUGACAUCCUCCAUGAGCCUCCUGAUAUAGUGUCUGAUGAUGAGAAAGAUCAUGGGAAGAAAAAAGGGAAAUUUAAGAAAAAGGAAAAGAGGACUGAAGGCUAUGCAGCCUUUCAGGAAGAUAGCUCUGGAGAUGAGGCAGAAAGUCCUUCUAAAAUGAAGAGGUCCAAGGGAAUCCAUGUUUUCAAGAAGCCCAGCUUUUCUAAAAAGAAGGAAAAGGAUUUUAAAAUAAAAGAGAAACCCAAAGAAGAAAAGCAUAAAGAAGAAAAGCACAAAGAAGAAAAACAUAAAGAGAAGAAGUCAAAAGACUUGACAGCAGCUGAUGUUGUUAAACAGUGGAAGGAAAAGAAGAAAAAGAAAAAGCCAAUUCAGGAGCCAGAGGUGCCUCAGAUUGAUGUUCCAAAUCUCAAACCCAUUUUUGGAAUUCCUUUGGCUGAUGCAGUAGAGAGGACCAUGAUGUAUGAUGGCAUUCGGCUGCCAGCCGUUUUCCGUGAAUGUAUAGAUUACGUAGAGAAGUAUGGCAUGAAGUGUGAAGGCAUCUACAGAGUAUCAGGAAUUAAAUCAAAGGUGGAUGAGCUAAAAGCAGCCUAUGACCGGGAGGAGUCUACAAACUUGGAAGACUAUGAGCCUAACACUGUAGCCAGUUUGCUGAAGCAGUAUUUGCGAGACCUUCCAGAGAAUUUGCUUACCAAAGAGCUUAUGCCCAGAUUUGAAGAGGCUUGUGGGAGGACCACGGAGACUGAGAAAGUGCAGGAAUUCCAGCGUUUACUCAAAGAACUGCCAGAAUGUAACUAUCUUCUGAUUUCUUGGCUCAUUGUGCACAUGGACCAUGUCAUUGCAAAGGAACUGGAAACAAAAAUGAAUAUACAGAACAUUUCUAUAGUGCUCAGCCCAACUGUGCAGAUCAGCAAUCGAGUCCUGUAUGUGUUUUUCACACAUGUGCAAGAACUCUUUGGAAAUGUGGUACUAAAGCAAGUGAUGAAACCUCUGCGAUGGUCUAACAUGGCCACGAUGCCCACGCUGCCAGAGACCCAGGCGGGCAUCAAGGAGGAGAUCAGGAGACAGGAGUUUCUUUUGAAUUGUUUACAUCGAGAUCUGCAGGGUGGGAUAAAGGAUUUGUCUAAAGAAGAAAGAUUAUGGGAAGUACAAAGAAUUUUGACAGCCCUCAAAAGAAAACUGAGAGAAGCUAAAAGACAGGAGUGUGAAACCAAGAUUGCACAAGAGAUAGCCAGUCUUUCAAAAGAGGAUGUUUCCAAAGAAGAGAUGAAUGAAAAUGAAGAAGUUAUAAAUAUUCUCCUUGCUCAGGAGAAUGAGAUCCUGACUGAACAGGAGGAGCUCCUGGCCAUGGAGCAGUUUCUGCGCCGGCAGAUUGCCUCAGAAAAAGAAGAGAUUGAACGCCUCAGAGCUGAGAUUGCUGAAAUUCAGAGUCGCCAGCAGCACGGCCGAAGUGAGACUGAGGAGUACUCCUCUGAGAGCGAGAGCGAGAGUGAGGAUGAGGAGGAGCUGCAGAUCAUUCUGGAAGACUUACAGAGACAGAACGAAGAGCUGGAAAUAAAGAACAAUCAUUUGAAUCAAGCAAUUCAUGAGGAGCGCGAGGCCAUCAUCGAGCUGCGCGUGCAGCUGCGGCUGCUCCAGAUGCAGCGAGCCAAGGCCGAGCAGCAGGCGCAGGAGGACGAGGAGCCUGAGUGGCGCGGGGGUGCCGUCCAGCCGCCCAGAGACGGUGUCCUUGAGCCAAAAGCAGCUAAAGAGCAGCCAAAGGCAGGCAAGGAGCCGGCAAAGCCAUCGCCCAGCAGGGAUAGGAAGGAGACGUCCAUCUGAGCAGCCUGCGUGGCCGUCUGGAGUCCGUGAGACUGAAAGGACCCGUGCAUCUUACUGUAACCCGGGGGCCAGGCCGGCUCUCUCGCUGUACAUUCUGUAAAGGUGUCUUCUCUUCUCAGACUCUUCCUCUGUCACACGUCUGACUCCUUCGCGUCAGGCUCAGGUUCCAUGGGAGGACGAAGCAGUGGACGCAUUGUGGGCUUUAGGGACAGAUGAGUUUUCCAGAUAGUGUCAGCUUAUUUGAAGAUUAAUUUUCUUUGUUAACUUAAAAUAACUAUUUUAACCCUUGAGUGGCUUCUUUUUAAACCAAAAAUCGUCUUUCUUUGCUUUUUUAUCACAGCAGAAUCAGGAUCUCUUUCUCAUUCAAGGGGGGAACCACACCAGGUCAGCGCUGCGCCUGCUGUGGCCGCCGCGAGCCACGCCCUCUGGGAUCUCUGGUACCGUCACUCUUGCUUGUGCCUUCCAGACCUUCUCGGUGCAGAUCCCUAUGGGGGAGCUGCCUCACGUUCUCUGACUGGUCAGAGCAGCGCCUGGUGGGUGUUCCCUGGCCCACUCUCCUCUCUCCUUCUGCAGUUCUAAACCACAGUCCAUAAGCCCGAGUCACCAGGACGGCCUAUCUGGCCACAGACAGGGGCUGCCCGUGGGGGCUGCCCGUGGAGCCUGCCCACCGGCCCCCGGCAGUGCAGGCCAGCGGGGAGGAGGCUGCCCGUUCCUGCCAGUUCCUCACUGCGGGGACCAGCAAAGGCCUUCUCACUGGGUUGGUCAAAGGUAGUCACCUUGGCCUGGUGCAUCCACAGAGGAUGUUGUUCAAACCAGAAAUCUUUUAAACGACUGACCUUCCUUAAAAACAGAAUGACUCCGAUUGCUUGCUUGGGCUAGAAUGUACACGUCUCCUUGCCUGAAUAAGCCAUAUAUAUGCUCUUAAACAAAAGUUUGAAAUUAUCCAUAUCAUCUCAGUGAACCUACUGGUGGACUCCCAAUUGACAAGAUUGAGCAAUAGAAAAAAAUUCCUUUCCUUUGAAUGAUAGCUGUGAUUCACCCCACCCCAUUUUCUCGUUUCUGGUCCAUCUGAUGAGAUGGAUGCUCUGAUGCUCUGAGGCUUCUGGGAGGCUGGGCCCUGGAGGCAACGUGCUGCAGGCACACUCUUGUCAGAGUGAACAGCACCGCGAGACAGGCCAGGCUCGUGGCUCGGAAGACAAACCCCACACACACUCAAGGGGUCGAAAACAAACCCCACACGAGGGCUCUCACCUCCUUCUCCUAGGUAGUAUUUAUUUUCAGCACCUGUUUGAUGCAGUUUUUAAUCCUCUGCCUAUUGCACUGUUGUGACUCGUUGGCCAUUAUUUGAUUUUUGUACGAAAAAAAGCUUUGUUAUAGAAAUCAGCAUACUAUUUUUUUAAAUCUGGAGAGAAGAUAUUCUGGUGACUGAAAGUAUGGUCGGGUGUCAGAUAUAAAUGUGCAAAUGCCUUCUUGCUGUCCUGUCGGUCUCAGUACAUUCACUUUAUAGCUGCUGGCAAUAUCGAAGGUUCCUUUUUUGUUUGUGUAAACUCUAAUUUCUAUCAAGGUGUCAUGGAUUUUUAAAAUUAGUAUUUCAUUACAAAUGUCUCAGCAUUGGUUAACUAAUUUUUGCCAGGACCAUUAUUGAUCAAGCAAAUAAAUUCAACAGCCAUUUGGGAAAAAGAAAA
Messenger RNA from Gorilla gorilla gorilla (western lowland gorilla), 5091 nucleotides. RefSeq names its product ralA binding protein 1 (gene RALBP1). The coding region runs from base 1439 to 3406 and encodes 655 amino acids. The transcript is spliced from 11 exons. Gene Ontology annotation, molecular function: small GTPase binding; GTPase activator activity. The record is from RefSeq and is a predicted model, not a curated record. Gene Ontology annotation, cellular component: membrane. Gene Ontology annotation, biological process: endocytosis; small GTPase-mediated signal transduction; positive regulation of GTPase activity. Lineage: Eukaryota; Metazoa; Chordata; Mammalia; Primates; Hominidae.